AUGUCGAACCAACACUCGUAUGACCAGUACGGCACAUCCUAUCAGCAGGCAUCGCAUGAUUCAUACGCCUAUCCCUCUUCCACGCAGACAUCCGAUCCUUAUCACAGCGGCGCACGCACUCAGUAUGGGCCGUAUGACCCUCGCUUUCCCUACGGCCAGUCCAGCACUGCCUCGCACCCGGACGAGUACGCUCACCACCAAGGCGGCCAGGCUUCCCCUGCACACGCGUAUACGCAGCAGUACAACCCUUCUUCAUCCUCAUCCUACUCGGCAGCUCGAUCCGUCCAAGCGAGUACCGAUCAAAUGAGCAGGAUGCAACUUCGGGACGACUCGACUCGAAUCUCGACUCCUGACCAUCAGCCGCAACACUAUGAGACACAGCAGUAUUUCUCAGCCGACUCAGCCUACAGCCAGGCAUCCAGCGAGCGUCUGCAGUACUCGAGACACGGCGCACAUCCCCAAGACUCGCAUCCCUACUCGCACACCUCCACCACGUCGCAAGGCGGGAACGCGUCCAACCAAGGCUCCUACUACCCAGACGGCCAACACGAUCUCCGAUACUAUUCAGCACAGACCACUCCCGCCGUGCCGUCGUAUGGCGCGUCGAGCACACAGCAGUAUGCAACGGAUGAAAAGCGCGAUGCAGCCGGUCGACCCGUCUCCUCUUCCGCCAGCGGCAUCAUCAGCUUGUAUGCGGACGAGCAUGGCACUCCGCUCGUCGAUCAGAGCGCGACCUUCCACUCUUCCUCGACCGGCCACCCGGUGUCGAGUGCCGCUACCUCUGUGAGUGGUGCCUCCGACACCACCAAACCAGCGCAUCCGCCCUCGCAGCGCGCCAGCCGUCCUCUCCCCAUCACUCCCAUGGCCAAGCUACCAGAGCAGCCUCCCUCGAGUACUCUGUCCGGAACCGCAUCGGCUGCUGGUGCUACCACUGAGUCCCAUUCGGGUCCCGUCUCACCUGCUGCUCGUCAUCAUGACGGCAAUUCUGAAUCAUACGGUCAAUAUGGCUACUUCAAUACUGCGUCUCCGCAGCCCACAGCUUGGUCACCGCCGGUCACGCCUUCCACGAGACAGCACAGCACAGCUCCAUCCACAUCUUCGACAGGCUAUCCUGCGCCGUCCUGGAGUCCAGCCUCCAGCAGCUUUCACACUCAACGUCCCCUCCCUUCCACAGCUGCCGCCCUCGACAGGUCCUUUUCGCCGCCUCCGCACGACGGCACGAAUGCUUCGCCGCUCUCCGCCUUCCGAACGCCGUCCUACUCUCAAGGAAAUGCAAGGUCGGCGUGGUCGCAGACGUACCAUCGGGGCGACGCAGUCCAGCGGGCCACGUCGGCAACGCAGGCGCACACGGCCGAUUCGUCGUAUGAUCCAGACUCGUACGAUGCGUCGAGUCCCCACCGAGACGCCAUUCGUCAGCGCACGCGCAGUGAGGCAUCCGAGCUGUCGCUUCGGCCGACCAAAUCGCAUCGUCAGCCACUGCCUCCCAUUCCUGGCGCGAUCCCUUCGACGCAGCAGAACGGCUCGCUCGGCUACGGCUAUCCGUCCAAGACUCCCGUGCAGCAGCAAGCGACGCUGGAUCGCAAUCCGUCACGCGCACCCUCGCAGGCCUCCUUCCAGCGCCAACCGAGCUACACCCAGGCGUCAGUACCUGCUAUGCGGCCUCAACCGCAGCAGAACAUGUCAAGCUAUGAGAAGGACGGCGAGCUCGAGCAGACGCAGAAGUAUGGCCACGACCGAAUCGAUUCGCUGGCUUGGGAACCCGUCAACCAGCCACGCUCCCACGCUGUCAAGCCCAAUCAGCAGACUGCUCGCGGCAAUCCGCCGCAAGCACUCGAAUGGUCCCUCCUCUCCACCGUCGCCCUCCUGCUGCGUGCCAAUGUUCCACGCGGUGUACAGAUCAAAGGCAGCAUUGACUACCCCAACAGCUUCACAGGCAAAGACGUCGUCUCGACCCUGCAAGAGUUGCUCGUCUCGGAUGCUGUUGGGUCCCGUCACGCUCUUGUACGAUCGGGCGACCCAAUCAGCAUCCGUUACGUGGCUCUCUCCCUAGCCAAAUCGCUCAAGAGCCAACUUUUCUUCAACGAGGUGGACUGGGGCGAAAAGGAGCUGACCGACGAUGUGGACGAAGUCUACACUUUCCUCGAGGACAGUCUGGCAGAGAUGGGUGGCGCUUCAGAGGAUCCCGACGACUGGGCUGCGGGUCUCAACCACGAUGCCACGUUUGACUCGAAUCUGCAGCUGUCUGUCGGAGGCGCUGGCAGCCAUGCGGGUCGACGUCGCAAAGCAGCGCAUACGAAUGAUCUCGACGAUCUGCCCAAUGGCGUUUUCACGCCCCUCACACAGUGCUACAGCCCGCUCUGCACUCCAGGUCGAUCCGCUUCGUGCUACAGUCCCUCGUGUCCCAACUCGGACUCCAGCCCCUUGCGCUUGACGGUCACCGAUAUGGAGAGCAAAGCGGCCAAGAUGGGCGGCAUGCUGGAUCGUGGUCUGUCGACGGAUCAGUCGCAGAAGAAAGCGUGGGCAGAGAUCGUGCCUCCCGAGCUGCUCAAGAGCAUUCCACAGGCCGAGAUCGCGCGACAGAACGCGAUUCUCGAGACAAUCCAGAAGGAAGAGGAGUUCCUCGCCGAUCUCGAGCUGCUCGAUACCCUCUUCGUGGAUGGUCUGCAGAGGCCGAGUGCCACUGGUGAUCCUCCACCGCUUCCGAUCGGGCUCGACCGCGACGACUUCAUCCGUGAAGUCUUCUGCAAUCACCGCGAAUUGGCGAUGCACAUUCGAGCCUUGGUCGAGCGCCUGCAUAUUCGCCAGAGGGAGGAGAAUCCCAUCAUCCAGACCAUUGGCGACUUGUUCUUGAGCGCCGCGCUGGACUGGGGCGACGCCUACACGACCUACCUCGUCAACUAUCCACUCGCUAUCAGCAGAGUCAAGCGCGAGAUGACGGUCAAUCCACGCUUCAAAGCCUUCGUCGAGGCCUGCCGACGCCAUCCCGCCGCACACAAACAUCCGCUAGAGAACUUCCUCUUCCGCCCACCUGCACGCCUGCAGCGUUACCAUCUCCACCUGGAGUCGAUCCUCAAGAAGACCGAGGAGGGCAACCACGACCGCGAAAGUCUGCAGAAUGCCAUCGACAUCAUCAACGAUCAGUGCAAGACGGCUCAAGCAGGAGUCGAGUCGGCCGAGCUCAAAGUCAAGAUCCGCGAGUAUGCCUACAACCUCUCGGCCAAACGAACCAAGUACGCCAUCGACAUGGAUCUACUGAAUCCGGCACGCCAACUGAUUCACCAAGGCCGCGUGCUCCGAAAGCCGGAUGCGUUUGACUUUGAUUGGACCGAGCUGCUGGCGAUUCUGUUCGACAACUACUUUAUCGUCACCAAGCAAAAACGCAUCGCCGAGGGCCCCGAAGAUGACGGCUCCAACGUCGCGUCUUCUUCCACCUCAGCAGGAGCUCGCUUUGUGCUCGCCAAACGGCCCAUUCCAGUGGAGAUGAUCGAGGUGAGCGGUCUCACCGAAUCGUCCAUCUCACGAUCCAUCGGUCUCAGCAACUUCCAUAUCAGCAGGGAGCGCGAGGCGCGCGACUUCUGGCCUUUCACCAUCUCGCACCUGGGCGGCAAGAUGGAGCCCAUCACGCUCUACGCGCCCUCCAAAGCCGCAAGAGAUCAGUGGAAGACCAAGCUGGACGAGGCGAUCGGCCUUCGCAUGGCCGUGCAGGACAACAGCAAGGUGUUCAAUCAGCACAUCCUCAGCGACGACAUCUUUGCCCUCGCCCCCACCAUGAGUUUGGAGCCCGAGAAGCCAGUUUCCGGUGUCGAUCCGGGCUCCUUCCAUGGCCGGGUCACCUGUGCUGUUCCGUUCGUGACCGCCGAUGGCAGGCGACUGGUGGCUGUGGGUUGCGCCGACGGCGUCUGGAUUGGACUUCGUAGUGAUCCAAAGUCGCUGCGCAAAGUGUUGCAUCUCAAGUAUGUUACGCAGUGCGCCGUGCUCGAGUCAUUCGGCAUCUUUGUGGUGCUCGCCGACAAGGUGCUCAUCUCGUACAGUCUCGAGGCGUUGGUGCCGACAACUUCGAGCAGUGCAGCGACGCUACGCCCGCCUCAGAAGCUCAGCGGCAACCGCGAUGUGCUCUUCUUCAAUGUCGGCGUGCUCAAGGACCGCACUCUGCUGAUCUACAUGAAGAAGAAGGCCAACGAGAGCGUCUUUCGCGCCCUCGAGCCGGUCCUCAACGCACCUCGCAACACCGAGGGCAAAUCCGGCUCGAGCUUCUUUGGUAAGUUCGGCAAGGACUCGAAGAAUUCGGACUGGUUCCGCAUCUAUAAGACCUUCUUCAUUCCGUCCGAGGCGUACUCGAUUCAGUUCCUCAAGUCCAAGCUGUGCAUCAUCUGCGCCAAGGGCUUCGAGAUCAUGAACCUCGACAGUCUGCUUCCGGGCACGAUCCCCGACUUUGUCCACGCCAACCGCGAGGAUGUCCGGGUGCAGGCGCUGGCUAAGCGCGUCGAGACGGCCAAGCCGCUCGGCAUGAGCAAAACGCCGGACGGCGACUUCCUGCUCUGCUACGAUGCCUUUGCUUGCUUUGUUGAUCGGCUCGGGGAGCCGACGCGAUUGGACCAGAUCAUCGAGUGGGAAGGCUUCCCCAAGCAGGUGGCGUUCUCUGGCAACUACGUGCUUGCAUUCGAUCAGCGCUUCGUCGAGGUGCGCGACGCGAUCACAGGCCAGCUGGUGCAGAUCAUGCGCGGUGUCGACCUCAAUUACGUGUCUGGCAACAGCACCGUCACCUCUUCUCUGUCCGAGAGCGCGCAGAUGGCCGCCCUCGACGCCGAGUCGAACCCGGUCAUCUUUACCAAACGGGAGAGGGUCGCGGGUCGCAUUCCGUUUGAUUACCAGAAGGUGGUCGAAUUGACGCCUACUGGACCGCCCACUUCGCACGUCUAUACGCCAGCUUUCCACAGGACGCCGACGAUGCUAUCGACGGGCAGCAGCUUGAGUGGCCGACCUUCGGGACGACCGUCGAUGGCUAGCUCGGGUAACUGGAUUUGA
Kalmanozyma brasiliensis GHG001 is the source of this 5025-nucleotide messenger RNA. RefSeq names its product Citron-like protein. Lineage: Eukaryota; Fungi; Basidiomycota; Ustilaginomycetes; Ustilaginales. The transcript has a single exon. Gene Ontology annotation, molecular function: guanyl-nucleotide exchange factor activity. The coding region runs from base 1 to 5025 and encodes 1674 amino acids. The record is from RefSeq and is a predicted model, not a curated record.